Molecule: messenger RNA, 2178 nt
Organism: Miniopterus natalensis
Lineage: Eukaryota; Metazoa; Chordata; Mammalia; Chiroptera; Miniopteridae
Source: RefSeq, a predicted model, not a curated record
AAUUCUUUUGUUUUGUUUUGCAAGGGAGAUGGAAGAGGAAACCUGCCUCUCAUCUGCCUUGAGCUAGGAGAUGGCAUUGGUACAUUUAGCUUGAACUGUGUCUCACACAAGAGUCAGUGUGUUGACUGAGGACGGAGGCUUGCCUGAUUUGCUUAGUGUCAUCGACAUAAGAACGUCCAAGCUGUAGAGAAUUUUUAUAAAGAUUUAUUUGAGACAAAAAAAGAGAAUACACCUGGAAGCAAGAUCUCAACAGACUUCAUAAAUGCUUCAGAGAACAACAGUUUGCAGUUUCUUUUAUGCAUUUGAAAUUCAGGAGGGACGCUAAGGAGGAUUACAUGGAGGUGGGAGAAAGCAAGUUCCGGAGACGAAGAUCGCACUGCCCCCCUGCCUAUCGGAGGCCUUAGCUACGUCCAGGGCUACACCAAAUUUCGUCUGAUCAACAAGACCGUGGGACAUUGCCUGGAUGCCACAGCACAGAGGUUCCCGGACCGAGUGGCCUUGAUUGUGGUCCAUGAAAACAUCAGGAUGACCUUUGCCCAGCUCAAGGAAGAGGUGGACAAAGCUGCUUCUGGGCUCCUGAGUAUUGGCCUUCGCAAGGGUGACCGGCUGGGCAUGUGGGGACCCAACUCCUAUGCGUGGGUGCUCAUGCAGCUGGCCACAGCCCAGGCGGGCAUCAUUCUGGUAUCUGUGAAUCCAGCCUACCAGGCUAUGGAACUGGAGUAUGCCCUCAAGAAGGUGGGCUGCACAGCCCUCGUGUUCCCCAAGCAAUUCAAGACCCAGCAGUACUACAGCAUCCUGAAGCACAUCUGCCCAGAGCUGGAGAAGGCCCAGCCGGGGGCCUUGAGGAGUCAUAGGCUCCCAGAUCUGACCACAGUCAUCUCAGUGGACACCCCUCUGCCAGGGACAAUGUUCCUGGAUGAUGUGGUGGCAGCUGGGAGCAAAGAGCAGCAUCUGGCUGAGCUCCGAUACGCCCAGCAGUUCCUGUCCUGCCAUGACCCAGUCAAUAUCCAGUUUACCUCGGGGACGACAGGCAGCCCCAAGGGAGCCACCCUUUCCCACUACAACAUUGUCAACAACGCCAACAUCAUAGGGGAGCGCUUGAGACUGCACCUGCAGACACCAGAGGAGUCACGGGUGAUCCUGCCCAGCCCCCUGUACCACUGCCUGGGUUCUGUGGGGGGCACAAUGGUGAGCAUGAUGCACGGUGUCACCCUCGUCCUGUCCUCCCCGAUUUUUGAUGGCAAGAAGGCGCUGGAGGCCAUCAGCAAAGAGAGAGGCUCCUUCCUGUAUGGCACCCCCACAAUGUUCGUGGACAUUCUGAACCAGCCAGACUUCUCCAGUUACGACAUCUCAUCCAUGCGUGGAGGUGUGAUUGCUGGGUCCCCUGCACCCCCGGAGCUGAUCCGAGCCAUCAUCAGCAAGCUGAACGCAAAGGAGCUUGUGGUUGCUUAUGGAACCACAGAGAACAGCCCUGUGACCUUCAUGAACUUUCCCGAGGACACCGUGGAGCAGAAGGCCCAAAGUGUGGGCAGAAUCCUGCCUCACACAGAGGCCCAGAUCAUAAACACGGAGCUGGGGACCAUGACAGAGCUGAACACACCAGGAGAGCUGUGGAUCCGAGGGUACUGCGUCAUGCUGGGCUACUGGGGCGAGCCCCAGAAGACUGAGGAAGUAAUUGGACAGGACAAGUGGUAUCGGACAGGAGACAUUGCCAGCAUGGAUGAGCAGGGCUUCUGCAAAAUCGUGGGCCGCUCCAAGGACAUGAUCAUCCGGGGCGGCGAGAACAUCUACCCCGCAGAGCUUGAGGACUUCUUUCAAACACACCCGAAGGUGCAGGAAGUACAGGUGGUGGGAGUGAAGGACGACCGGAUGGGGGAGGAAGUCUGCGCCUGCAUUCGGCUGAAGAACGGGGAGGAGACCACGCCAGAGGAGAUCAAGGCUUUCUGCAAAGGGAAGAUCUCCCACUUCAAGAUUCCCCGAUACGUCGUGUUUGUCACCAACUACCCCCUCACCAUCUCAGGAAAGGUCCAGAAAUUCAAACUUCGCGAGCAGAUGGAACGGCAUCUCAACCUGUGAAUAAAGGGGAGGGAGGUCCUCCCAGGCCCUCCCUGCCCUUCCCCCACAUCCCCCUCGUCAGUCUUAGUGAUUUGACAUAAAGAGCUUCUCUGUUUUCUUUGG